AUGAGGCAACUGAAAGGCAAACCCAAGAAAGAAACCUCCAAGGACAAGAAGGAACGUAAACAGGCCAUGCAGGAGGCCCGGCAGCAGGUGGCGACCGUAGUGCUGCCCACGCUGGCUGUCGUGGUACUGCUGAUUGUGGUCUUUGUCUAUGUGGCCACCAGGCCCGACCCUGCCUGCCUGGAGCAGAUGGAUGGCGGCAGUGGAGAUGGACAGACCUUGAUGUAUUUCUAUAACAAAGAUGGCGACCAGUGCCAGCCUUUCUUCUACAAAGGCCAGGAGGGGAAUGGAAACCGUUUCAGCACAGACAAGGAGUGCAUACAGACCUGCUCCCCCAGGUUCACUGAGCUCUAUCCAGAAGGCAGUGAGCUGUGCAUGCUGCCACUGGACCAUGGCAGCUGUUUUGGCAUGCUGCUGAUGUACUACUACAAUGCAGAGGAGGGAAACUGUAGAACCUUCCACUACACUGGCUGCCAAGGCAACGGCAACCGCUUUGGCACCAGGGAGGAGUGCCAGAAAACCUGCAUGGCCAGGUCAGGCAGGCUUGGCGGGCCUGCCGGGACAGAGACGAACCCGGACGAGGUUACAACGAGUGCAGGCCUGAUUGUAGGAAUAGUAGGAGGAGUCAUUUUUGCAGUGUCUUUGAUUAUUGCCACAGUUUACUUUGUGAAGGAAAGGUAA
Messenger RNA from Myripristis murdjan (pinecone soldierfish), 678 nucleotides. RefSeq names its product tissue factor pathway inhibitor-like. Lineage: Eukaryota; Metazoa; Chordata; Actinopteri; Holocentriformes; Holocentridae. The coding region runs from base 1 to 678 and encodes 225 amino acids. Gene Ontology annotation, molecular function: serine-type endopeptidase inhibitor activity. The record is from RefSeq and is a predicted model, not a curated record. The transcript has 5 exons.